This is a messenger RNA of Argentina anserina (silverweed cinquefoil), 840 nucleotides long. RefSeq lists its product as uncharacterized. The transcript is spliced from 2 exons. The record is from RefSeq and is a predicted model, not a curated record. NCBI's taxonomy places the organism in Eukaryota, Viridiplantae, Streptophyta, Magnoliopsida, Rosales, Rosaceae. The coding region runs from base 1 to 840 and encodes 279 amino acids.
AUGUUUGUUUUGGCUUCUAAGUUGCGGACUCUUAAACAAUGGAUUCGGGUUUGGAAUAAAGCUGAGUUUGGGGAUGUGAACAUAAUGGUGGAAAAGUCAUUUGAUGAUUUGCAUAUAAUUCAACGGGAAAUUGCUAGCUUGGGUCCUUCUGAUGACUUGCUUUCCAAGGAGAGUGUUGUCAGUGCUCAAGUUCAUGAGGCUCUUUUGCUUCAAGAGAAAUUUUUAUGGGAUAAAUCAAGGAUAAAAUGGCUUACUGAAGGUGACCGAAAAUCUUCUGUCUUCCAUGCAAUGGUUAAAGUCCGGCAUCUUAAACAGUCAUUAUCAACUAUGAGAGAUAGAAACAGUAUUAUUGAUGACCCAAAAGAGAUUAAUGAUCAUGUGGUAAAUUAUUUCAAUGGCCUUUUCACAUCAGAUUCUUUUAUAAGAGACACUGGUCUAGUUUCUCAGGUAAUUCAUAAUCUCGUGACUACUGAGGAUAAUGCUAUAUUAACAGCUAUUUCCACAUCUGAGGAAAUAUUUCAGACUAUGUGUUCCAUGGAUCAUAAUAGUUCUCCUAGUCCAGAUGAUUUUGGUGGAAUUUUUUUUAUGAAAUUCCCUAGAGCAGACACCGUAACGCAGCUGCGUCCUAUUGCUAUGGCGAAUUUUAUUUUCAAGCUUAUCACAAAGAUUUUAGCUGACCGUUUGGGAAGUAUUGCUACUUGGAUUAUUUCACCCAACCAAAGUGCUUUUCUUAGUGGCCGCACUAUUGCAGACCUCAUUAACCUCCUGGAUCGUAAUUGUAAGGGUGGUAACAUUGCAAUUAAGUUUGAUGUGCAAAAGACAUUUGACACGCUUGAUUGA